AUGUCGCAUUGGGAUAUUGAGUUGUACUAUAGCUUGAAAAGCUCUGUGCCAGUGCGCACCCUGUCUUUGCUUGGCGUACCAAUGUUGUGGAACACAUUCAAGUUGGAGGUUCCUGAUCGAGACUUGUUUGAGUACUCGUCUGCAUCCCUGGCUACCUUCGGCCAUGACGCUGCCACCCUCGGGAAAAUCCUGGUUCGAAUUGGUCUGGAAGGGAAAACGGCCUCGGCUGCAGCAGUGCUCCAGGCACUGCUGGCCUUUUCUUCGCUCCAUCGCUACGGUUUACAACCCCAUGCCGUGGAGCUGAAAAUUGCUGCGCUGAAAAGCUUAGCAGAAGGAUCAGCUGUGCCAAGCCUCGGCGCGAAAGAAACCAUUCAGCAUAUUGCCACAGGGAUGCUGCUUUGUUCGUUUGAGAUUCAUCAUUCAUCUUGCUCCUCAGACGAAUGGAUGGGAUGCCUGAGAGGUGUCGAGACGGUCAUUAACGCGUCGUCUAUCAAAACAUUACUUCAGCUCGGCUCUGAUGUGGUUGUCUUGCUAGACUGGGUGCACUACCACGAUAUCCUCGCUCGCUUCUCAUUGUUAUACUGGGAAAGAGAAGGGACGCCGGAGCUCCCGUCGACUCCAACAAACUUCUUUGGUCCGCAGAUUUCCAUUCUGCCGCCGCCCGUUUUCUCCAUGAUUAAUCUACUAUCCCAAGCAUGCGUCACGAUAUCUAGUAGCACAAUCCCACCAGAAACCGGCAAUAGCGCGGAUGAUUAUAAGAACUUCGUAGGAGUGAUAGACUGGAGAAUCAGGACCGUACCGAUGCUCAAAAUCACACAUGACGACAAUGAUGUUUUGGAUGAUGUGGCUUUGUUGAUGCACCUGUACCAGCUCGCAAUGCUGGUGUUCCUCAACCGAAGGUCUGAAGGCGUCAUCGAUCAACCCAUCAGGACACAAGACUAUAUCGACAAAGCCUUUGCUCUCUUGCCCCGACUGAGUUUCUGCAAACAGCAAUUUCCCAUUCACGUCAUUGGAUGCGAGGCGCGAACGGAUGAGCAACGAGCCGUCAUCCUCGAUGUCAUUUCCAGGACUGAGAAGAUGAGCUUGUCGCGUUCUUUCAGUUAUUGUAGGAGAAUACUGCAGGCUGUCUGGGCCCAAGAUGAUCUCAGGGAAGGCAAUAAAAUCAGCCACCGUGACAUGUUGACCUCUGUAAUAGGCCAUUGUGUAAUUGUUCCUGCUUUUUCGUGUGCGAACCAGAAGUACUUGCUGAAUGGCAAGACAAGGGUUGUCGAGCAAUUGUGCUCUCGGAAUCUGUUGAACUGA
This is a messenger RNA of Parastagonospora nodorum SN15, 1302 nucleotides long. RefSeq lists its product as hypothetical. The record is from RefSeq and is a predicted model, not a curated record. Gene Ontology annotation, molecular function: transcription cis-regulatory region binding; DNA-binding transcription factor activity. Gene Ontology annotation, biological process: positive regulation of transcription by RNA polymerase II. The transcript has 4 exons. Gene Ontology annotation, cellular component: nucleus. NCBI's taxonomy places the organism in Eukaryota, Fungi, Ascomycota, Dothideomycetes, Pleosporales, Phaeosphaeriaceae. Bases 1 to 1302 code for a protein of 433 amino acids.